AUGGGCAGCAACUAUGUGGUUCAGUACAAGAGCCUAGUGGAGGAAUACGACGAGUCUGUACCUUUGAAAGAGACCGUAAUGGCGGACGAGGUCCGCCCUAUGCCGCCGGAAGUUACUGAGGCUCCUGAGUUUCAUAUUGGUAACAGGGUUGAUGCGUACGACCUCGACGGGUGGUGGGUUGGUACCAUUUCUUCUGAGAACAAUGUGUAUGGUUUUCACGCUGUGUUUUUCGAAACAACCGGGGAGAAGAUUUCUUACCCACUCUGGAAUCUGAGAGUUCAUCAAGACUGGCGCGGUGGAAAGUGGGUCGUGUCUUCCAACAACAAGAAGAAGAAGAGACUUGCUUUGCUCUUUUAG
Messenger RNA from Rosa chinensis, 357 nucleotides. RefSeq names its product protein AGENET DOMAIN (AGD)-CONTAINING P1. The coding region runs from base 1 to 357 and encodes 118 amino acids. Lineage: Eukaryota; Viridiplantae; Streptophyta; Magnoliopsida; Rosales; Rosaceae. The record is from RefSeq and is a predicted model, not a curated record. The transcript has a single exon.